Messenger RNA from Monascus purpureus, 915 nucleotides. Lineage: Eukaryota; Fungi; Ascomycota; Eurotiomycetes; Eurotiales; Aspergillaceae. The record is from the annotation of a GenBank genome assembly.
AUGGCGUUGGACGCCAAGGAGAUUGAAUUGAAAGCGAAGGCACUUACGAAAGCGGCGACCCAGAAUGAGUCCCCUAAUACCAUCGUUUCUCUACUGAAGGACCUGCAGAAGGGCGUCACUCCGACGGAAGACCUGCUUCGAUCAACCCGUAUAGGUAUCAUUGUCAACAAAUUCAAGCAGCACAAAUCGGCGGAUGUCGCACGGCUAUCAAGUGAAAUCGUCUCCAAGUGGAGGAACGAAGUUAAUAAGCAAAAGGCAGUUGGCGGGUCACCAGCGGGCAACCGGCGACCGAGCGGAUCCCCGCGGCCGGCUCAGAAUGGAACGUCACCCGCUGCUGCUACGCCGUUAGAAAAGAAGUCCGAAUUGACCGUUCCCCCGGAUAAGCGGACGUGGAAGGCGGAUGGGGUCGAUACAAAUCAGACUUCCAACAAGGUGCGAGAUAGCUGCAUCGGAUUAAUGUACGACGGGCUAUGCCUUGGUUCAACGGAGGCACCCCGUGUGGUCCUUUCAAAAGCCGUGGCCGUUGAGGCGGCGGCUUACAAUGCGUUUGGGCCAGAAACGAAGGAGCAAUAUCGCACCAAGAUUCGCAGCUUAUACCAGAACCUCAAGAACAAGUCCAAUCCGAUGCUGCGCGUGCGUGUUCUUUCCAAUGAGGUGACACCAGAUCAGUUUGUGCGGAUGACCCACGAUGAGCUCAAGUCAGCAGAGCAGCGGGAAAAAGAGCGAAAGAUCCAAAAGGAAAACAUGGACAAGGCCAUGGUGGCACAGGCAGAGCGCAGUAUCAGCACGAGUCUGCAGUGCGGCAAGUGUGGGCAACGGAAGGUCACGUAUACGGAAGCUCAGACACGGAGUGCGGACGAACCGAUGACCUUGUUCUGUACGUGUAUGAACUGCGGGAAGUCGUGGAAGCAGUAG